Messenger RNA from Dacryopinax primogenitus, 1503 nucleotides. RefSeq names its product ERG4/ERG24 ergosterol biosynthesis protein. The record is from RefSeq and is a predicted model, not a curated record. Gene Ontology annotation, cellular component: endoplasmic reticulum membrane. The transcript has 4 exons. Gene Ontology annotation, biological process: ergosterol biosynthetic process. Gene Ontology annotation, molecular function: Delta14-sterol reductase activity. NCBI's taxonomy places the organism in Eukaryota, Fungi, Basidiomycota, Dacrymycetes, Dacrymycetales, Dacrymycetaceae. The coding region runs from base 38 to 1384 and encodes 448 amino acids.
CGCACGAGCCUUCCUCUCUUCUCCACCAACGUUCACCAUGGUGUCGGCAGACAAGGAAAACAAGGUCGCCGUCGUCGAUAAAAAAGAUGAAGCAACACUCAAUCCGAAGUCGACCAAAUUCGAGUUUGGUGGACCAAUCGGCGCACUCGGGGUCUCUGUGACGACCCCACUGAUGCUCUACCUCCUGCAUCUGGGUUGUUCAGACCUUACCGGUGGUUGCCCACCACCAUUACUCUCUAUAUCCUCUACAUUGAAGAGUGAGCGGUGGUGGGAUGCUCUGUGGGACUGGAACGCGUUCUUUGUGUACUGCGGGUGGUACGCGUACUGCUGUCUGUGCUGGAGGUUAAUUCCUGGUGACUGGGUGAAGGGUACAGUCAUGCGGAACGGUCAGACGAAGGAAUACAAGAUGAAUGCGUUUGCGACUGCUCUACUUACUCUCGGUUUGGUCGCCGGCACCAUCUAUCGCUACGGCCCUCUCAGCUUCAUAUUUAUCUACGACCACUAUCUUGCUUUAAUAUCUGCCUCGAUCGUCAUGUCCUUGGUUCAAGCAUUUACAGUGUACUACCUCUCUUUCCGCAACGGUGCUCUCCUGGCACUGGGUGGCAACAGCGGGAACUACCUUUACGACUGGUUCAUUGGCCGCGAGCUUAACCCCUCAUGUGCCUGGCUCGACAGGAUGAAGUUCGACUUGAAGACCUUCAACGAGCUCCGGCCAGGCCUUAUCCUCUGGAUGCUUAACGACAUCUCGUGCAUGUGCGAGCAGAUGGUCCGCCGCGGCCGCCACGCUUGGCCCACCGACAGCAUGAUCCUCAUCAACGUCUUCCAGGGGCUCUACGUCUUGGAUGCCCUCUGGAACGAGAGUACCAUCCUCACGCAGAUGGAUAUUACCACCGAUGGUUUUGGUUUCAUGCUUGCCGUCGGUGACCUCGCUUGGGUGCCGUUCUCUUACGCGCUCCAGGCGAGGUACCUUGCAUUCUCCCAGCACGAGCUUGGUUGGCCCCUGACCAUAUUCGUCUUUGCCCUUAACUCUAUCGGGUACUAUAUCUUCCGUACGGCGAACACCGACAAGGAUACCUUCCGCGGCGGCAAGAACCCUAAGAACCUGAAAAGCUUGAAGACCAAGCGCGGUACCGAGCUAAUAAUCUCUGGUUUUUGGGGCAUGUCUAGGCACCCGAACUAUUGGGGAGACUUGAUGAUGGCGCUUGCAUGGUGCAUGACGACCGGCUUCCACACUCCCAUCACCUAUUUCUACAUCGUUUUCUUCGUCAUCCUUUUAACCCACCGUGCUAUGCGGGAUGAUGAGCAGUGCAGGAAGAAGUACGGUGACGAUUGGAACAAGUACAAGGCCAUAGUCAGGUGGCGAAUCAUCCCCUACAUCUAUUAAACAGACAGAUGGUCUAGCUAUGUGACGACACGCUCCCUAACAGAAUCAUUAAUGAUACCCUACGCUUACAGAUGUUUGGAGAUAAGUGUGGAUCGUGCUGUAAUGACAAUGAACAUGAG